Molecule: messenger RNA, 4471 nt
Organism: Lethenteron reissneri (Far Eastern brook lamprey)
Lineage: Eukaryota; Metazoa; Chordata; Hyperoartia; Petromyzontiformes; Petromyzontidae
Product: myosin light chain kinase, smooth muscle-like
Biological process (GO): protein phosphorylation
Molecular function (GO): ATP binding; protein kinase activity; protein binding
Source: RefSeq, a predicted model, not a curated record
UGCCGCCGCCGCCAGUCAAGACCUGCGGCUUGCCCCGUCCGCACGGAGCUCUGCCUUGGCAGCGGAGGCGGGUGCUCCCGUGGUCACGACUGCUGCCGGGAGGAGGAAGGCUUAUCGUGGCUUCUGACAGCAGAGGGUUGCUUUGCCGUGCUGCCUCGGCUACUGCCUCGGUUGCUGCCGCCUUCCUCACCAGUGACCGUUGCAGGUUGUUCCAAGCCGUGCUCCUGUUUGGAAUUUGCUGGGAUCGGUCCGAGAGACCGGGAGUUUGUCCGCGAAUCUCCCGCCGUGCCUCGUGGACGCGGGGGGCGACCCCGGCGCGAUGGCGACCCGGGGCCGGGGCGUGGGCGCCAUGGAGCCGCCGGCGUUCGUGCUGCCCCCGCGGAACGUGCACUCCACGCUGUGGGGUCGCGCCCUCUUCAGCUGCACGGUGAGCGGGAGUCCCGAGCCCACGGUCACCUGGUGGCACGACGGAGUGGCCCUGACGAGCGGCGGCCGCGGAUGCGCCCAGCGCUCGCGCCCCGGGGCCUACAGCCUGGAGAUCCGAGGCCUCGUGGCCGCCGACGCCGGCCGGUACGAGUGCGAGGCCUCCAACGACGCCGGCAGCUGCCGCCUCGCGGUGCAGCUCACCGUCGAGGAUCCGAGGUCUCCGACAUCACGGCAACAAGAAGCCAAGGAGCCCAGGCCACUCGAUGCCAAACAUCACCGCGGCGGAGUCCUCCAGACGCCCUGGCAGGAAUCUCCCCCUCGCUUCGCGCAGAAGCCGAGCUGCGCGCUUGUGAAGGAGGGCGGCACGGCGCGUUUCUCUUGCCGGCCCACGGGCAGGCCGAGCCCCACGGUCGCGUGGCACAGGAGCGGAGUGGAGCUGACCCCCGGCGGACGGGUCGCGUUGGGAGAGGCGGACGGCGUGCACUGGCUGGCGGUGGCGGACGUCGGCGCCGGUGACGCCGGCAGCUACGCCUGCGUCCUCGCCAACGCUGCCGGCACAGUGAGCACCAGCACCGAGCUGCGCUUGCAAGGUGGUGGUGGCAGUGGAGGUGGCGCCUCUGAGACGUCCCCGCCCCCCGCCGCCCCGUGGCGACUUGAAAGGACGAAGCGCCAACGGAACGGUGACACAGUCUCGCCCGCACCUCUCCGCGCCGAAUUCGCCACACGCAGUGCGCGCGGGAAAACGGAGUUCUUGCCGGCGCGCCGCUCUGUCGCAAGUGACACGGGCAUGGACGGAGGAACCGGCUCCUCUGCCGUAAUUGGCGCCGGCAGCGUCGAGCGGAUGGAAGCGUCUUCCCAUGAGCCUCAGCUGGAGGAGCGACGCGAUUCUCAGAGCUCCAGCGUCCACAGUGAGCCCAGCCCGGAGCUCAACGAUAAGGAGGAGGAAGAAGAUGCAGGCGGCUCGGAGCACAGCAGGGUUGUGAUGCCGGAGGAGGGCGAGCGGCCCCACGUGCCACUGACGAACGGCCACGUGCGGCCGACGGACUCGGAGGCGCCUGACUCCGCUCAAGUGCCGGCUCCGGGGCAAGAAUGCGGCGCCCCCAGCCCGCAGCUCAAAGUCCACGGAGGGGUCACGCUCGGAGGUUUUGACGCAGAGGGGACGCCGGGCAGCGACCAGGAAGCGUCCCCGCAACAAAAUCGUUCUCUGCAGGAUGAGCUCUUGAGUGACGCCGCUCCCCAGCGCCCGGAAGCUGACGUGGCCGGACACGAUGCUGAGGAGGAGGUGGAGGUGGAGGAGGCGCGGGACCAGGGUGGGGUGCACGGUGAUCUGGUGGAGGAUUGGGAGGGACUUGCCACCGCCACCCCACGAACCGAUUCGGACGAGAUGGACGACUCUGUCCCCUCCAGCUCCGCUCAGCUCGUUGAGACCUCCGACGCCACGGACACCGCCAGCCUCGGCGGCACCGUCGAGAACGCAGAUGCCGGCGUGGCCGCUGCCGCCGCCAACAUUGUCUGCGGCGCCCGCUCCAGCGAAGCCGUCGAUGCCACCUGCGAUGCCGGCACCGCAAACGCGGUCGAGACCUGCGACGUUGGCGACGUUGGCGACGUUGGAGACGUUGGCGACGUUGGCGACGUUGGCGACGUUGGCGACGUUGGCGACGUUGGCGACGUUGGCGACGUUGGCGACGUUGGCGACGUUGGCGACGUUGGCGACGUUGGCGACGUUGGCGACGUUGGCGACGUUGGCGACGUUGGCGACGUUGGCGACGUUGGCGACGUUGGCGACGUUGGCGACGUUGGCGACGUUGGCGACGUUGGCGACGUUGGCGACGUUGGCGACGUUGGCGAUGUGGGCGCCGCCGUCCCCCCGUGCGUCUCCUGGGUGCCGCCGGCCACCGUGGUCAUGGCCGUGGGUGACGGCAGCAGCCGGGAGAGCUCCGAGGAAGAGAAAGCUGCCGCCUUUUCAGACCCCGUGAACGUCGCCGCGCCGCUGGGGAAUGGGGACGAGGUGGCGGCCCCGGGGGACGGCGAAGGCGACGGCGGGAGGAGAAGCGCACGGGAGGAGAACGAGGCGGUGCCUCGCGACGCAGGCCCCCCGGAGCUCCAGGGCCCCCAUCAGGUGACGGUGAGCGCCGGGGACUGCGUCACGGCGACGUUCUGCCUGAGCGGCCACGGCCCCUUCACCGUCCACUGGCUGAGGAGCAAGGCCACCGUGGAGGAAGGUGCGAGGGUGAGGCUGGUGACGGACGAAGGGAGCGCCGCUCUCUCCAUCGCGCCCGCGCGGCGCGAGGACUCGGGCUGCUACAGCCUCAGCGUCUCCAACGCCCACGGCAACACCACCGUGCCCUGCAACAUCACCGUGCUGGAUCGACCGGAGCCUCCGAGGGGCUGCCCCCAGGUGUCCCCGAGGAAAGACGGGUCGCUUGCGCUCUCCUGGUCGGGCCCGGCCGAUGACGGAGGCAGUGCCGUGGAGGCGUACGUCGUCGAGGGCCAGCGGUGCGAUGCCCAAGGCGGCGGUGGUGCGUGGACGGAGCUGAGCGGCUCCUGCGCCAGCACCUCCCUCACGCUGGACUCGCUCGAGUCCGGCAGCGGCUGGAGGUUCCGGGUUCGCGCUCGCAACGCGCACGGCCUCGGCGACGCGGGACCGGAGUCGCAGCUCGUCACGGUCGGGAACGCGGAAGGACCAUUGAACGAUGAAGAGGAGAGCGAACCGGAGCACCACGAUGUCGUGGUCAGAACCGACAAAAAGGUCAUGGACCUGUUUGAGAGAUUGGACAAACUUGGCACGGGCAAGUUUGGGCAGGUGUUCCGCCUACGGGAGAAGAGCAGUGGGCGGGAGUGGGCCGGCAAGUUCUCGCGCGCGCGCCGGCGCGAGGAGCGCGAGAACCUGCGGCGCGAGGUGGACAUCAUGAACAGCCUGCGCCACCCGCGCAUUGUGCAGUGCCUUGCCGCCUUCGAGGCACCCACCGAGAUCACCAUCGUGCUCGAGUACGUCUCGGGCGGGGAGCUGUUUGAGCGCGUGAGCGACGACGACUUUGAGCUGACGGAGCGCGAAUGCGUCGAGUACAUGCGGCAGAUCCUGGAUGGCGUGGGCUUCAUUCACCGGCAGAAUAUCGUGCACCUCGACCUCAAGCCCGAGAACAUCAUGUGCGUGAACCGCACGGGCACGCGCAUCAAGAUCAUCGACUUCGGCCUCGCACGCCGCAUCGAGCCGGGGGUUCCCCUGAAGGUCAUGUUUGGAACCCCGGAGUUUGUGGCCCCAGAGGUCAUCGCCUUUGAGCAGGUCACCUUCGUUACGGACAUGUGGAGCAUCGGCGUUAUCUGCUACAUUCUGGUGAGUGGCAUUUCCCCGUUGGCCGGCGACACCGACGUUGAGACAAUGGCGAACGUGACGAGCUGCAACUGGGAUUUUGACGACGAUGGGUUCGCAGACAUCUCGGAAGACUGCAAGGACCUCAUCGGCAAGAUGAUCGAGAAGGAUGUCAAGAAGCGCUGGACCUGCGAGCAGUGCGUGCAGCACCCCUGGGUGCAGUCGAGUCCCGAGCGCUUGGAGCCCAAGCAGCUGAACAAGGAGCGCAUGCGCAGCUACAUCACGCGCAGGAAGUGGCAGAAAACGGUGCACGCGGUGCGAGCGGUCGGGCGGCUGGCGGCCUUGAACGCGGCGCACAUGGGCUCGACUAACGCCACGGCCACUCCGGCCUCUCCAGUCUCUCCGGUCUCGCCACAGUAUAAAUAGUGUCCAGGUGCCCCCCACGUCCUAGUAGCCCCCCCCCCUCUCCACGUCCUGGUUAGCCCUCCAUACCCUGGUGGCUGUCGAGAGGGCUCCACCUGCCGUGCGUCGGACUCUUGGCACCCACAAAUCACCGCCUGGGUAGUGCGCUGCAACGGAAGCCACCCUCGGUCAGCGGAAGAGAUCUGACCUCGCUGCAUGUUUUUAAAAGUUGUCAUGUCCUGCUGUGGCCAUGCGAUGUCUCACAAUCGACGAUUGUCCGAAUGUCACGAAUACAUCCUCUCUGCUGCUGACUAUGCUGGACACUGGGCGUUA